Molecule: messenger RNA, 1988 nt
Organism: Diachasmimorpha longicaudata
Lineage: Eukaryota; Metazoa; Arthropoda; Insecta; Hymenoptera; Braconidae
Gene: Usp14
Product: ubiquitin carboxyl-terminal hydrolase 14
Exons: 6
Coding region: 173-1669 (498 amino acids)
Biological process (GO): regulation of proteasomal protein catabolic process; proteasome-mediated ubiquitin-dependent protein catabolic process; protein deubiquitination
Molecular function (GO): proteasome binding; protein binding; cysteine-type deubiquitinase activity
Source: RefSeq, a predicted model, not a curated record
UAAGUGUGUGCAUGUGUGUAACAUGACUUAGUCAAUUUAUACCAUUGAAAGUGCAUGGGAAUAAAGCGAAAAAAACGAAAAAAUAUAGAUAAUAAUUGACUAGUAUUAGUUGAGCCGGUAAAAUUAUCCAACGAUUUCUCUAAAACCGUUUUAUUUGAGUACCAAAAGGAAAAUGCCCCAAUACACAGUUAAAGUCAAAUGGGGAAAGGAGUUAUUUCCAAACGUAGAGGUGAAUACCGAUGAGGAGCCAAUGCUGUUCAAAGCUCAACUAUUUGCACUGACUGGAGUACAGCCUGAGAGACAAAAAGUUAUGCUAAAGGGUAUGACACUGAAGGACGAGGAUUGGGGGAAUAUCAAAUUGAAAGAUGGAGUAACAGUAUUGAUGAUGGGCUCUAAGGAGGAGGACAUGCCAGCUGAGCCAAUCGAGAAGCCCAUAUUUGUAGAGGAUAUGAAUGAGGCGGAAAUUGCAACUGCACUGGACUUGCCUGCUGGUUUAACGAAUCUAGGCAAUACUUGCUAUUUAAAUGCCACUGUGCAGUGUCUUAAAACAGUUCCACCACUUCGUGAGGCGUUGAAAAAUUUUCCCGGGGGAUUUGCCUCAGUUGGAGGCAUUUCUCUUCCAUCACUAGGACCAGCCCAAUGUAUAACAGCAUCCCUCAGGAAUCUUUAUGAGGCCAUGGAUAAGGGAGCAUCACUUCGACCUAUUGUUCUUGUGCAAAUGAUGCAUUUAGCAUUUCCAAGAUUUGCUGAGAAAUCAGAGCAUGGGGGUUUUCAACAGCAAGAUGCCAAUGAAUGCUGGACUGAACUUGUGAGAAUGUUGCAGCAGAAAUUACCCGCUGAGGCUAAUCCAAAUGCCGGAGAGAAUGCUCCCAAACCAUCAUCUAUUAUUGAACAAUACUUUGGAGGGACAUUUGAUACAGAAUUAAAAUGUGUUGAAACUGAGGAUGAGGAGCCAACAAAAGGAAAAGAGGAUUUUUUGCAAUUGAGCUGUUUUAUAUCCAACGAUCUGAAGUACAUGCAUUCAGGCUUAAAGAAUAAAUUGCAAGAGCAGCUCACGAAAAUGUCAUCGACACUUGGAAGGGACGCUGUUUAUACAAAAACGUCCAAAAUUAGUAGAUUGCCAGCUUACCUCACUAUUCAAUUCGUUCGUUUCUUUUAUAAAGAAAACCGAGCAACAAAUGCCAAGAUAUUGAAAGAUGUUAAAUUUCCAAUGGAAUUUGAUGCAUACGAUCUUUGCACUCCAGAACUACAGGCUAAAUUACUGCCAAUGCGUGAAAAAUUUAAGGCACUUGAGGAUAAGAAAGUGGAAGAGGCACAGCGUAUGAGAGACAAAAAGGAAAAAGGACAAAAUGAACCGGAGGAAAAUAUGAAGACGGAAUCUUUCUGUUUUCCUGAGGAUUUGGGCUCGAAUAACAGUGGUUAUUACAGACUCCAAGCUGUACUUACCCAUAGAGGCCGUUCCAGCAACAGCGGUCAUUAUGUCGCAUGGGUGCGUCAAAAAGGUAACUCAUGGAUUAAAUGCGACGACGAGACUGUCAGUGUGGUAAGCAACGAGGAAAUAUUAAAACUCAGUGGAGGUGGUGAGUGGCAUUGCGCUUACGUUCUUCUAUAUGGACCGAAAAUUCUUGAAGUGCCAAUUGAGACUGAGGAAGGCAGCAAGGCAGAAUAACUCAAAAGGGAACCAAUGAUAUACCGUUGAUAAAUUGAAAUUCAUAACGAACCGCUGGAGAAAAAGACAAAAAAACGGUUCGUGCAUACCGAUCAUUCACCUAAUAUUACAACUGAACUGGUUGGGAUAAUUUCAUUCAUUCAUUGAGUGCAGAACGACGAAACGAUGUUCUCGCAAUUUCAGAGGCUGUCUGAGCGCGGUAAUAAUGAGGCGAAUCGACUAAUAAUUCACAAUUUAUUAUCAUUAUUUUUCAAUAAAUCGAUUUUGUUAAUCGAUGUGUUCCUUUGUAAUACUAAAGAAAUGAAAAAUGACAAGAAAA